This is a messenger RNA of Oncorhynchus nerka (sockeye salmon), 3005 nucleotides long. RefSeq names its product triadin (gene trdn). The transcript is spliced from 19 exons. Gene Ontology annotation, molecular function: signaling receptor binding. Bases 475 to 2901 code for a protein of 808 amino acids. Lineage: Eukaryota; Metazoa; Chordata; Actinopteri; Salmoniformes; Salmonidae. The record is from RefSeq and is a predicted model, not a curated record. Gene Ontology annotation, cellular component: sarcoplasmic reticulum; membrane.
CCCAGGCAGGCAGGGCAGAAUAGCCUGGGUUAAGGUUACCUUGAAGCCUCUGUCCCGUCCUAAGCUUCCUGAUAUACACCAAUCAUGGGCAGGGGAAACUUUUAGGCUGGAUCCCGAACUCUCCACUGGCCGGCCCUGGAACUUUUCCCCUCGACUUUUUGCUCUCUUCCUGGACAUUAACUGAACCUCUUCAGAGACCCUGAGACUGUGACCCUUUGAAUGAUUUUCAAUUGUGAUUCUUUAGGGGGGAUUAAACAUCCAGUCCAGACACCAGGUGUAAUAUAUUUAGGGUCUCUUUGCAUGGUCCCAUCCUCUCCUUGACGAUCAGGACUCAAACAGGAUUAGCCCUGAGGCGCUGCAUGUAUUUUUUUCCACACAACUCUGUUGCUGAAAUUACAUUUUCAAAACUGCCAUGACUGAGGGAGUCGAAGGUACAGUAUCUACACAAGUCUAACGCAAUCCUUCACCACAACCAUGGUCAUUGAGAGCAAAAAUGGAGAGGCAGGACACCCCCCAGCCAGGGUGACCAAGAGGACCGCGACUGACGACCUGUACACCACCUUCAGUUCCCCUAUGGCCUGGAUCCUGGUCGUAGCCCUGGUCGUCACUUGGUCUUGUGUGGCCAUCAUCAUGUUUGACCUGAUGGACUACAAGGGCCUCACAGAUCAUACAUUAUACUGUGACGACCCCUGUUUGCCACCUGGGGUCUCCCCACCUCCCGCUGUCAGGAAAGUAAUUAAGGAUGCAGGAAGGUCUAGAGGAAGCAUUCAGCAUAUCAGCUCGGACCCCAUGAAAAUGGUGAACGAGGCGGUGGAGGAGUCCACUGACUGGGGCAAACUGCUUCUGACCUUUGUCUCCAGCCUGGUAGCACCUGAGGAGGAGGAAAUCGAAGGUGAGCUACAUCCAGUUAAGAAAAAAGCUGCAUUCCUACCGUCCAGAAAACAAGUUGCAGGGAUGUUUACCGAGGAAAAGGAACCAGUUGCGGAAGUAGAGGAGGAGGAGGAGGAGGAGGAAGAGGAAGAUGAUGUAGAUGAAGUGGAAGAUGAGGAAGAGGAUGGAGAGGAUGAGGAUAUGGAAGAAGAGGAUGAAGAUGAGGAAGAAGUUGAUGAGGAUGAGGAAGAGGAGGAAGAAGAUGAAGAAGAGGAGGAAGAGGAUGAGGAAGCAGCAGCUGAGGCCGAGGUAGAUGGGGAUGAUGAUGAUGAUGAUGAUGGUGAAGCAGAUGAAGAGGACUCUGCUGCAGCGACUGAAGAAGAUGAUGAUGAGGACGAAGAGGUGGCUUCAGAGGCUGAUGAUGAGGAGGGUGAUGAUGAGGAGGAGGAUGAUGAGGAGGAAGAGGCUGCUCCACAUGCUGAUUAUGAGGAUGAUGAGGAGGAGGAAGAGGCUGCUCCAGAGGUGGCUGCUGCCGAGGCUGAUGAUGAGGAAGAGGAGGAGGAAGAAGCAGCUGCAGCUGAUGAGGUGGCAGAGGAAAAUGAAGGUGAAGAUGAAGCUGCUGCAGAGGUCAUUGCUGAGAUUGAUGAGGAUGAGGGCCCCAUUCUGAUUGAUGUUGAUGACACAGACACAGACACUUCUGUUGGAGAUGAUGGAGAGGAGGAUGACACCAUAGCUGAAGCUGAAACUGAAGCAAUUACAGAUGAGGAUGCCAGUGAUGCUGCUGCUGCUGCUUCCACUUAUGAUGAUGAUGGUGAUAAUGAAGAGGAUGAAAAUGCUGUAGCUGGUCCUGCUGCUGCUGCCAGUGAUGAAGCCACAGAUGAUGCUCCUGUUUCGACUGCAGAUGAUGAUGAUGAUGAUGAUGUUGAUGAGGAAGAUCAUAGCAUAUAUGUUGACCAAACAGAUGAUGAUACUAAACCCAUUGACCUAGAAGAUGACGAUGAUAAUCUUGCUGACAGUGAGGAUAUGGAUAUCUCAGACACAUUAGCUGAGGAUACAACUGAUGACUCUACAGAUUUAGAGGACACUGAUGAUGACGAUGAUGGCAAAGUCAGUGAGGACAGUGGUGCCGUCGUUGAUGACGAUGACAAUGACAAAACAGUCGAGGAUUCAGGAGAGACUGUUAGAGAUGUCGCAGACAUUUCUGAUGACACAGAAGACGAUGAUGAUGAUGAUGAUGAGGUGAAGGAUUCAGCUGAAGAGAUCGGCAAAGAAGAUGACGAUGAGGAUAAUGAAAUCAUAACCGAAGCCUUUGAUAGCUCAGCACCUGAAGAAGAUGAUCUAUCCAAGGAUGAUGACGAUGAUGAUGAUGACAUUGAUGACCUUCUUUUGACAGAACUAAAGGUCAAGCAAGCUACUCCUCCAGCAGAACAAGCAGUGUGCCCUUGUAUGCAUUCGUCCAAGCCCAAAGAGGUCAAAAGUGAGCCAACGGAGGAGAAAGAGGCAGAGCCCCCUAAAAAGGAACCAGUAGUGAGAGCUAAGAGAGUGCGUGACAUGUGCAGGCCAGUUGACAAGCCAAAAAGGAGAGAGGCUGCAAGGAAAUUGGAAUUAGAAGCGGCGAUCAGGAAGAGAGAACUAAGACUUAAAAAGGAAGCGAAGGCCACAAAGGAAGAGUCUCAUCAUGUAGAUGCUGGGGUGCCUGCACCUGCACCUGCACCUGCGCCAGUUCCCGCCUGUCAACCCACACCAGUCUACUGGCCAUCAUCAUCUCCUGGCUGGUAUUUGCAUCAUAUAUUCACAGACAAUCCAUUUCCACCUACAACUAUGACAGCUCAUCCAGCUCAGCCAUUUUACCAAGCUCCUCCCUUACCAAGCUCCUCCAGCUUACCAAGCUCCUCCAGCUUAUCAAGCUCCUCCAGCUUAUCAAGUUUAUCAAGCUCCUCCAGUUUAUCAAGCUCAUCCAGCUCAACCAGCACCAGCUCAACCAGCACCAGCUCAACCAGCUCAACCAACAGCUCCAGUUCUACCGGCUGAACCAGCACCUGCAACAGCACCUGGACCAGCACCUGGACCUGCACCAGCUCCAUCGACUCAAGAACCACAGGCUCCCAAAGAAAAGGCUGCCUCCACAAAGAAGG